AUGGCCACCAGACGUCAGAUAAUCUUCUUCAAUACCUGUCUGGCUUUCGGAGUCCUUGUUCUGGUACUACAGUUCGUCUACACGAAGAGGUCGUCCGUGGUGGAGUCACCGAACGCUCAAGACUAUGGAUCCGGACCCUACUUCACAGCUGACGAUGCUGUUUGGCUCGAUUCAUGGAGGCAAGCAAGUCCAAACGUCUAUCUCUUCUCGGCGUACCUGGACUCCAGACUGGGACCCAACCAGACGACCAUUCGGGUUAUUGGAGCUGUCCGACAGAGGCCCGCGCUGAAGGUAGCAUACAGUUGCCUUGUGGACGACGAUACCAAAAAACGUACGCGUCCGAUCGUCGCUAAAAUGACUAUUCUCCAGGAGCACCAUCAUCACAAGUUCACCGGCGUUUUCUUUCUGUGUCCUUAUUCGUGGGACCCCUCCAGCGAGGCCCCCCGAACAGUUCGCCUGGGAGUCAGCGGUGCCGAGUUCGGAACAUCACAAAGUGUUUCAAUCCACAACCGCCCCACGACUGAACAUCUUCCGGACCAUUCUCUAGCCCUCUGUGUCCGUCCUUUUUACGACGGCGUGCCGAAGCUUCACGACCUAGUACAUUUCGUCGCGUACUACUCGACUCACGGCGUACGGCGCUUUACAUUUUACGACAACGACUCCCGACCAGAAGUCAGGGAUUACCUUCGGACGCUUUCCAAACACCUGCAAGUAGAUCUCAUCUCCUGGAAUUCUCCGAACACCAGAUUGUCGUGGGCAUUGUAUCAGAACGCCUUCACUCAGGACUGCUUGUACCGCCACAUGCACGCCUCGAAGUACGUCCUCAUUGUAGACUUGGACGAGUUUGUGUUUCCGUUUCCCAAGAGGAACAAGCCGACGAGACUCGUCGAUAUCUUGCCGUCGUUUCAGAGGUCCAAGUCCUGCUUUAUGUUUCGGAACGUCUUCUGGAUGCGGGAAGCGUCUAGCGAAGACGAGCCGUUCAUCUUCAAGUCGGUCCAGCGGAGCAAAAGGGUGUGGCCUCCAAUGUUGAGGACUAAGUACGUGGCUAGAGUAAUGGACGUCGUUGAGGGCGGGAUACAUUACUGCAUCAAGUACCUCGACUCUCUGGGCAAGAACCGGCACUCCGUCGUUGGUAGCGCGCACAUGUUUCACUACAAGCAGAAAAGGACAGAACAGUACACAAAAGACCGCGUCAUGCUGGUGUGGCGAGAGAGCGUGAUGAAAUCACCUAUUAUGCGCGCCUACUUGUCACCGAGUACAGAGCCGCCGGGGCUCCUAGAGGAACUCAAGCAGUUCAUGCGAUUUGCAUGGUAA
Molecule: messenger RNA, 1314 nt
Organism: Ixodes scapularis (black-legged tick)
Lineage: Eukaryota; Metazoa; Arthropoda; Arachnida; Ixodida; Ixodidae
Exons: 2
Coding region: 1-1314 (437 amino acids)
Source: RefSeq, a predicted model, not a curated record